Molecule: messenger RNA, 1716 nt
Organism: Planococcus citri (citrus mealybug)
Lineage: Eukaryota; Metazoa; Arthropoda; Insecta; Hemiptera; Pseudococcidae
Exons: 10
Coding region: 298-1515 (405 amino acids)
Source: RefSeq, a predicted model, not a curated record
CCCCUAAACUCAAAUCAAAACAGUCGUCUGCCAUGCCAUGAUGCCAUCCGCGUGUACGGCGUGUAUUUGAAAUCAACAAUAGCGUAAGCGAUAAAACCAAAGUUUGUAUAGGUAGUUAUUUCCAUAAUUAUUUCUUGGUACUUGGAUUGUGAUUUCGAUGAGCUAUGGUUUGGUUUUCUUUCUCAUCAUCAGUUUUGAUUUCUUAUUCUACAUUGAAACAGAAAAUUGACGAGCAACAGUAAACAGUUCUUAUCAUCCACCAACCAUAAUUAUUUCAUUGCGGAAAUAAAGAAAAGGAUGAGUCAAAGUACUUUUAUCGCUGGACCGAAAUGUACUUGUGUAAUGUGUUGGAGUCCAGGUGAAGAUUAUUCUGAAAGCAUUCCAAGCAGUUCAACAUGGAGAAUUGAACGGCCGUAUGAAUUGAACCAUCGACGUGUUGCUCGAAGAUUUGAUUCAAGUUCUCAAAAAAGGACAGAAAAGAGUACGUCGCGUCGGCGUCGUUGUGUUAUAUGUGGAACCAUAAAUUCAAAAAAGCACUCUCUUCUUUCAAUUCCCGAUAAUGAGAAAAUUAGAGCAAAAUGGUUUAGAAAUAUCGGUAUAAAAAAUGACGAUCUGAAAAAUAAACGCGGGGAUAACGUAUUGUUUCUAUGCGAUAUCCAUUUUGCUAAUGAAGAUUUUCUGGUUCUUCGUAACGGGAGUUGUCGAAAAUUACGAAAAGGAGCUGUACCCUUCAAAGCAUCGGCGAACACGAAUAAGAAUCAGGCGUCCUGGUUUAUAGAAAUAAACGACGAUGAGGCGUCGGAUGAUGAGGUGUGCUUUGUUUCAUCGUGCAUUCCAAAAAAUGUCCUACAUGUGAAGAUUGAAGAUGAUGAUGAUGAAGAUGAAAGUCCGAAAAUUACGCUUUCGCAACAACCAGUUCAGAAUACCGAAGCAGUUCACUCUAUUACCGAAACUCAAAAUACUGCAGACGAAAUAUCUAUUAAUCAGUUAACUUCAUCUAAAUUCGUUGAAACAGUCAUUCCUGAGCAAAUUGUUCAUGAAGAUAAAGAGGGAGAGAGUGCAAAAAAACCGAAUCUAAGAGUCACUUCCUUCUCUGAAACGAUAGUAAUCGACAAUGCAUCUUAUCGGUCGACUGUCUCUUCAUCAAGGGAUGAAACCCCCACUCUUGUUAUCAUUGACGACGAAGAGUAUGAAAAACCGAAUUCAAAAGAUCCCGCUUCUCACAAGCCACCUCAAAGUUCUAAAGCUGGGUUCGUUUCUGGUGCAAAAACUGUCUUCGGUGAUGAAACAUGCAAUCAGUCUAAUAUUUCUUCAUUCAAUACGGUGUUAGUCGCAGUUCCUACCAGUCAAGACAUGACUCAUGAAGGUUCUGAAAAUUCAAAUUCUCUCCGAAAUAUGGUGGAGUAUCUUUUGAAACGUGUCAAUCGAUUGGAAGAGGAGAAAAAUGAAAUGAAUAAAAAAUUAACGAACCAUCAAAACCUGCUGAAUGAUUUGAUUAAUAAAAGAGAUCGCUGAUGAGAAAAUAACCAAAAAGGAAUUUUCACGGAACGAAUAAAGGUAUGAAGAACUAAUACAGGCAGUUAGCAGCAAAUUUGACUAGUUUGUAAUAUCAUCGUGAUCAUUUAAUUAAUUCUUUAAAAGGUUACCUUGCUCCCCGUUUGUUCUUUGAUAGAUAUCUAGAAUAGGUGUAUGCGAUUAAUAAACUGUAUAAUGUUA